AUGGAGAAGAACCUGCGCCGAGCGGGCAGCAAACUCACCCUGUCUAUGAGAGGCUCCAACUACGGCUCCUUGCUCACCAUGGAGGGUCAGUUCCAGGUUUACGCCAAGACGGCGUACUACAAGGGCAACGUUGUGGCUGUGAAGUACCUGAACCAGAAACGCAUCGAACUGACCAGGAAGGUUCUCUUCGAGCUGAAAUAUAUGAGAGACGUACAGAACGAACAUUUGACCCGAUUUGUCGGCUCGUGUAUAGACCCCCCCAAUAUCUGUAUACUGACCGAGUACUGCCCCCGGGGGAGCCUGCAGGAUAUUCUGGAGAAUGAGAGUAUUACUCUGGAUUGGAUGUUCCGAUAUUCGUUGAUAAAUGACAUUGUGAAGGGAAUGCUCUUCCUGCACAACAGCGUCAUCGGGUCCCACGGGAACCUCAAGUCCUGCAACUGCGUGGUGGACAGCCGCUUCGUCCUGAAGAUCACCGACUACGGCCUGGCCAGCUUCCGUGGGGUGGUGGACUCCGAGGAUUCUCACGCUUUUUUUGCCAAGCGGCUGUGGACGGCUCCGGAGCUCCUCCGUAUGGAAUCCCCCAAUCCUCAGGGGACCCAAAAAGGAGACGUCUACAGCUUUGGAAUCAUCCUUCAGGAGAUCGCUCUCCGAAACGGGGUCUUCUACAUGGACAGCGGUGACUACAGCCCCAAAGAAAUAAUAGAACGCGUGAAGAGCCAGGAAAAGCCGUACUUCCGACCGUCCACCAACCUGUACUGCCAUAUCCAGGAACUGGGGGUGCUCAUGCAGAGGUGCUGGGCAGAGGACCCUCUAGACAGGCCGGACUUCAACCAGAUUAAAGUUCUGCUACGAAAGUUCAACAGGGAGAACAGCACCAACAUCUUGGACAAUCUGCUGUCCCGCAUGGAGCAGUACGCCAACAACCUGGAGGAGCUGGUGGAGGACCGGACCCAGGCCUACCUGGAGGAGAAACGCAAGGCUGAGGCUCUUCUCUACCAGAUACUUCCUCAUUCUGUGGCCGAGCAGCUGAAGAGAGGGGAGACAGUGCAGGCCGAGGCCUUUGAUAGCGUCACCAUCUACUUCAGCGACAUUGUGGGGUUCACGGCGCUCUCGGCUGAAAGCACGCCAAUGCAGGUGGUCACGCUCCUGAACGAUCUCUACACUUGCUUUGACGCCAUCAUUGACAACUUUGACGUGUACAAGGUGGAGACGAUCGGCGACGCCUACAUGGUGGUCUCCGGGCUGCCGGUCCGCAAUGGGAAGCUCCACACCCGGGAGAUCGCGCGGAUGUCUCUGGCCUUGCUGGACGCUGUCAAGACGUUUAAAAUCCGACAUCGACCCGCGCAGCAGCUGCGGCUUCGGAUAGGAAUUCAUACAGGUCCCGUCUGUGCCGGAGUUGUGGGCCUUAAGAUGCCUCGAUACUGCCUCUUCGGAGAUACGGUGAACACGGCAUCACGCAUGGAGUCCAAUGGCGAAGCACUAAAGAUCCACGUUUCCACAGACACACGGAAUGUCUUAGAAGAGUUCAGCUGCUUUGAGCUGGAACUGAGAGGUGACGUAGAGAUGAAGGGCAAAGGCAAGGUCCGAACCUACUGGCUACUGGGCGAACGAAGCAGCAGCAGCACCCACGGGUGA
Staurois parvus is the source of this 1635-nucleotide messenger RNA. The record is from the annotation of a GenBank genome assembly. NCBI's taxonomy places the organism in Eukaryota, Metazoa, Chordata, Amphibia, Anura, Ranidae.